Messenger RNA from Lytechinus pictus (painted urchin), 9168 nucleotides. RefSeq names its product protein sidekick-2-like. NCBI's taxonomy places the organism in Eukaryota, Metazoa, Echinodermata, Echinoidea, Temnopleuroida, Toxopneustidae. The coding region runs from base 224 to 4585 and encodes 1453 amino acids. Gene Ontology annotation, molecular function: protein binding. The record is from RefSeq and is a predicted model, not a curated record. The transcript is spliced from 17 exons.
UGUCAUUAUCCAGGUUGCUACUCAAUUCUGAAGGUGUGACGCAAUCAGCGUGCAAUCUGAAGGUCACACCCCGACCUUUUAGGGCCGAGGUCAAAGGUCAUUGAGAGAGGGAGAUAGUUCGAAGUUGAGAUUUAGUGAUCCCAGAUCAAAGAGGGAAGGAGGAACCGGAGGAGGGGACUGCUUGCAGCCCUUCUGUGACCGAUGUAGGGAAGGCUAAAGCAAGAUGGCGCAUUCUGUCUGGAUAACCUGUAUCUGCUUGUGUGCCCUCAUCUCAGUCUCUGGUGCAAUAACAGCUACCGUCUUAGAAGAUUUUGCGAUUCUACAUAGGGGUGACAACCACACUAUCCACUGUAUAAUUGACAUUGCCAGCACCAACCUAACGGCAGCUGACGUUGUCUGGAUCAAAGACUAUGACAAAGCCAUAGAUCACCAUCCCCACUCUGUGCUUAAUGACACAGUUGCCCGUCUUCACAUCCAAGAAGCUCUCUUCGACGACAAAGGCACAUACUACUGUUCCUUCCCCGGUGAUAGCUUUUUCGAUUUUUUAGAGGCAUCGGCCACAGUGCACGUGGGAUUACCACCGGAGCCAGUAGAGAAUUUAAACUGUUACACUACCAACAUCAAUGAGUACUGGUGUGAGUGGGAGGAUGGCCGCCCGACCAAUCUCAAGACUGUAGAUACCUUGUACUAUCAAGGACCCUAUGUUGAUGGAAACAGAGAAAUUCUACCCUGCCAUCCUGAACGAGAGAACAACUUUUGCCGAGUUAUCGACGAUCCCUUCCAAACAGAAAUAUUUGUCGUGAGCGAAAAUCCCCUUGGCAAUAGUACCUCACAUUUGAAUAGACAAUUUGAUCCACACUCAGAAGUUCGGCCAAACCCUCCAGGGAAUGUAAGAGCAGAGAUCACUGAGCGACGCAAGAUUGCCAUGUCUUGGGAACAACCUUCUGAUUGGCACAGAACUGGCCUUGCCUAUGGGUUGCACUACUGGUUGCAGUACAAAAAAGAAGGGGAAGGAUGGCAAAAUGUGUCUUUGGAUAGUAUCAGAACAGACACAGAAUACAUCAUCUCAGCUCUUGACCCUUAUACAACUUACUUUGUCCGGGUCAGUUGUGCCUACGACGUCCUGGUUGACCAUUAUGAUGGAAACCCAUUUGGUACCUGGUCUGAGCCCAUCGAAGUAGUAACCAUGGCCGAAGAGCCUGGUGCCACCAUGAGAUCACUCACUGUCGUUAAUGUAAAUGGGGAUGCCAACUCAUACACUCGAGAUGUCGUUGUAGGAUGGCAGGCGAUACCAGUGACUGAAUACCGAGGUCCAAACUUUGGCUACAAUGUAUCAGUGCACGACGAGACUGGUGGAGUUGUGAAGUACAAACUUACUACCAACGACUUGUUUCAUUUAAAAGAUCUUGAUAGAUUUAAGAGGUUAACUGUGUAUGUGACGCCUUACAACGAUGUCGGCCCCGGGGUCAACAAAGGUCAGACAACCCUUCAAGAUGAAACCACAGUUCCUGACAAACCAGAAGAUCUGAGGGUGGUGACGAAGACGGCCAGUUCGCUCCAGGUUUCAUGGGAACCACCAAGCAGGAUCACAGGACAUGUUCUUCGAUACGAACUGGAGUGGUUUAAAACCAGUGACCACAGUGGAAUGAUGAGUGCCGAUGUUCCGCCAACAGAAUCCAGUCAUGAGAUAACCAAUCUAGAGGCAUAUACAUCAUAUCGGGUAUCGUUGAAGACUGUCAACAAACGAGGUCCUAGUUCAGGAGCUGCUCUAUUUGUCAUGACAUCACAGUCUGGUCCAUCAGGGUCACCACAGGCCUUGCGAGUGAGCCCAGUACCAACAAACCCUGAUCAACUUCUUUUGAGCUGGGAGGAGGUGCCAGUCAACCAACGGAAUGGAGAGAUUCAAUUCUACACCAUUAUCUACUGCCCUCUAGAUCCAGCACAAGAACAGGAUUCCCCCAUUACCGUUUCCUUGGCAACAGGCUCCCAUUGCGCUGAUGGAACGCAGCAGGAACUCAAUGUGACUGGUAGCCCUUUGCCGUUGUCAGAAACUAUAUCAGGAUUGAAGCCAUUCACUGAGUACGUAGUAAGGAUCGCUGCCUCCACGUCUGCUGCCAGAGGGCCUCCUUCAAGUCUAAAGAAAGCCAAGACCAGCCAAGGAAUGCCCAGCCCUCCUCGCGACCUUCUCCUGACCUUCUCCAAUGACAGUGUGAUCCAACUGGUAUGGGAAGCACCAGAGCAGAUGAAUGGAGUCUUCAAGAACUACAUCAUCAAGUACAAUGAUGAGGUACAGUCUUUGGAUGUUAAGUCAGCAACCUUGGCAGUGAAUGGAUACGUGAAUUACACCAUUGAUGUUCAAGCUUGCAGCAAUGCUGAUCCAUCCCUAGCUUGCAGUCUGCCUGCUACGACACGCGUCAUGACAGAUAUCGGUGCUCCGUUAAUGGUUACCAAUGUUGAUGUUCACCUUGAGACGCAAGACACUGUGAUAGUUAACUGGGGUAGACCAGUGGUACCUAACGGACCUAUAGACUACUACAUGGUGCGCUACAGACCCGCAGACAGUGAUGUUGAAUGGAUGGAAACAGAACCACUCCUGACACCCUCUGCCACCAUUCAGAUUGACUGUGAUCUGGUGGAUGGGGCCACCUUCUUCAACUUUGAGGUCUUUGCGGUGAACGAGGUCGAUAGCAUCCCCCUGGCCGGAACCAUGUCCAUUGCUCAUCUUUUCGAAGUCUGCAAUUUACAUAAAGUGCCUGUGGUCACCAUUGUGCUUGCAAUCCUCCUUCCAAGUUUCGUUGUCAUCAUCGCCUUCUGUUUCUUGAUUUGGGUGAAGCAGUCAGAUCUCUUCAAGCCAGCACCGGAUCCAUACUUCAUUGAAGCAGUUCUUGAUCACAAUGAUGAAAAGUUCCAGCUGCAGGGCCGUCUUCUAAGCGUGCGUACGGAGGGGGAGAAGUUUGACACGCUUCGUCAGGCCAGUUCAACUACCAAUCUCCUACAGCUUCCGUAUGAGAGAUCAUCUUCUAAGGAGAGUACUAGUACAAAUAGCAGCACAGACCAGGGAAUCCAUGAUAUGGACGGCUUCACUGAUGAAUUGCGAUAUGUCCAAGAGAAUACUGGAAGCCGUAGUAACAGCGAGAGUGACGAGGAUAAGGCCUCAGCACCUGCAAAGCACGUGAUGCGCAUCAUGAGCGAUGACUACGAGGAGGAAGACACCGUGUUUGGAGCUGACUGCGAUGGUUCAGUGACCUACUCCCGCAUCGCUGAGGUUGACGGUGCAGAUUGCUCAACCCCGAUGUUAUCCAAGGAAGCAGCGGCUCAGUAUAUGAGCGAUGGCAGUGAGGGAUAUUCCCAGCUGUCUCAGGUCCCUCUACAGGCUAGUGCAACACCACCAGCUCCAAUCCGAGGUCUCGCUGACCAGAGGAGUGAGGCUUCCUUUGGAAGCCAAUCAACGGUUAGCUACCACCGACUGGGUAUGAGUGGCCUGACUCCAAUCACUAGCGUAGAAACGUUGCCAUCUGAAGAUCCCUUGGCAUAUGCACGUCUGUCCCAAGGCUCCGAGACAGACAACGACUACUCCCAGUUGGCAUCUGAUUCCUCCAAUCAAUCCCCGACAGAAUCAAGAGGAGAGAGGACACCCAGGCAGACUGAACCGAGGAAUGAAACCAACAACCAAGAGAGCAAAGGAUUGGCUAUGAGUUUGCCAAGUGUUUCCAUGGGCGGUCGCAUCCAACCUCCACAAGAGUUCAUUGUCGCCACUGCUCUCUCUCCUGGAAACCACCCUAACCCGGUCUCCAAGACAGAUCUAUCAGGAUAUGUCACUUCCCCUCCAGUCACAAAACCACCCCCGCCUGUCAAGCAUGUGAGCCCAGAUAUGCCCAAGAAAGACCUGAAAUGCGAUCACAAGAACCUUGCAGACUCCAAAUCUCAGAGCGGGAGUGACUCCUCGUUGACAGAUGGAGAAGCUUAUAGCACACUUGGAUUAGCAGAAUCGCCUUCUAGCUCUGUCCCACAUCAUCGGCCUCAGAAAGUGGAUGCGUCUUUCACAAAGCCAGACCCUCAUGUACCAGUAGAUUCUGGGUAUGUAUCAAAGGAAGCAGUCACUCCUGCAGAUUUACAGAACACCCCCGUGAAGAACCCCUCAGGCUACAUCACAGAAGCAGAGUUACAAUCUCUCCCUCAAAAGCAACCAAGUUUAGCAGAUCCAAAAAGUGAUCAUAAGAAUGAUUUGCCUGAGAGCAUAUCGAGCCCUAACAAGCACAUACCCAAUGGACUCCCAAAAGUCAGAGCAAACGGGUAUAUUGCUCAUCAAGACGUGCUGCCUCUACAAAAGACUGAUGGUCCAAAGACCACCAACCACAAUGCAGCCGAUCCGUACAUCACGCCUGAACAAAUGGCGCAAAUGCCACAAGGGUCCCAACAUCCGCCCAGCACGCCGUCGCCGCCACCUUCACCUCCGCUAAACAACAAUCAUCCACUGCCGCCCGGCAAGGAAUUUCGGCCGGACGAUCCCUGCAUAGGAAUCGGGGUAGACCGAAAUAUAGCUGCAUUGCCUGCUAACCAUUCAAGUAAUUUUGCUGUAUGUUAGUUGACUGCAUGUUUGACUGUGUAUAGUAUGAUCAUGAAUUAGUGAUGAUAUUCAAUUUUGACUGUGUUCACCUCUGUGUAUAACUGGGAUCGAUACCAAGGAUUCAUGCCUCUGGAUGCUCAUCACGAUGGUCAGGGAAUGAAAGAAGAAUUAAUUGCUGUUGGUUUGGUGUUAUCUACCUCUCUUCAAAAAAAAUCUUUUCUUGAUAUUUUUAUUUUUGAUGUGAUAUUUUAGUUUUGGAAGAUGGGACAGUUUGCCGUUGAGUCAUUAUGGUGUGAUUCAAAACAGCAGAAUGGUUAUGAUCUGCAAUUGCUAGAUGACAUCAGCGAUGUCUUAGGAAGCAUAUACGACUGCCAGGUAAAGGACAGCAAUUAUCAGCAUUAAAAUAAGAGAUUUUGAAAGUGAAUAGUUGAAGGUGCCAUGCAUGGGAUUGUGGAUACGAGCAAGCAAUUCAAGAAAUUCAUGAUCACAUUUUUUAUGAGCAUUUUUUAACCUCAAGAAGGUAAUUACACAUGUAUGUGUUUGUCUGUACUGUGAUAAUUCUAUAGUCAUAAUUCUCUUGUUGCACUAGUUCAUAGGGAUGGUACAAACUCACAUUGCUUUACUCACUUUAACACUAAUAACUUAGAGCAAUUGAUUUACUUUGCUGAGCCUGUUUGUGUUACAGUGAAUCAAAUAAUGCUAGCUUGUGCUGUCCAUGUCCAGAGACGAAGAGCGUUUGGAUUCAAUCCAAGAUUGAGCCAGACGUAGUCAACUCUGGAAAUAGGAAGACAGUAAGAUUUCAGUCAAGUUAUCCUUAAAUCUUUCCAAUGAUCUAUCUUGCAGAGUAUUGUUCCCUCCCGUAACAUGAUUCUUGUGGGUCUAUUAUCACGUUGCCACCAUGCAAGGGCCAAAUGAACAAGACAUGUCUUGAAAACCCUACAGCUCAUAUACUUAUAUCUGUUGCCAAAUGUGAAUGGGUGUUUGCGGAGAGUGGAAUAAAUCAAGGGCCAUCUCUCCUCUGUUAUCAUUAUUAUUAUUAUUUUGUGUGUAAAUAUUUGUAGUAAAGACAGAGAUGUUUUCACUUUCCAGCUCAUGUAAUGGGCUCUAUUUUUUAUGAUCUGUUUUCUCUAUAUCUUGUAUGGCAAAAAGAGAAUGGAUCACAUUUGAUGUGUGUGUGUCUAUUAUAAUAUGCUUCAUUCAGUAGUUUUGUCAUGAUGAUCUUUGCUUCGGCUUGGAGUUGGAAUCUGGCGUUUGAACGUGCAUUUAUAUCAGAAGAAUUUAUGGGUGGGACUAUUUAAUUAUAUUAAACAACACACAGGCACAUUCAUCCAUUUCCUUCACUUAAUAUUUUAUCUGAAAUCAAUUGCAAAUCAAGGGGAAUUUUUUUUUAUGAUGGUCAAAAUUCAAAAUUUUGUUUUCUUUACAACAACAAUACUGAUGGUAAAGUAAUAUUUCUUACGGAGCAUUUUACAAAAUAAAUGAUGAGUGACUUUCACUGAUUAUUUUUAUAAGCUACCAAAAUCCUUGCAUCUGAUUGGUUCAAAGCAAAUUUACUGACAUUUAAUGAAAUACUAUCCUCCAUAUAAUUUCAAAAAAAGUGUGACAUUAAAAGAUGCUGCUGUUGUAUAUGGUGCUCACAUGACUAUACACAAUUCACCAGCAAUCUCUGACUCACUAGCACUUGUCCAGGACGAGAGACAAAAAAAGUUUUUGUGAAAGCACUCUCUUGUUCUGAGUGAUAAGAGUGUUAAAAUACAGCAAAGAAUGAUAGCUUGUAGUUGAUACAACUUUGUAAUGCUUAAUUUCUUCCACAUGCAAACUAGACGUAUAUUUACCUCCUCCUAUUCACCCUUCACAUGUGUCAGUAUUACAUUAAUUUCUUAUACUUGUCUCUCAUAAAAGAUGAAAGGAGAACUAUCUUGAGCCAUUAACACAAAACUUAACAUUCGAUCGUAAAGUUUACUUGUAGACCUCAUUGCACAUGAUAUAAUCUAUUGUAUUAUCAAUCGCGUGAUCAAUCGCAAAGCUCUGUGAUAUCAGGCCCUUGAUAAGUGUCUUACUAUGUAAUCAUGACUUAUCAAACUAGCACAUUAGGUGAUGCCAAGUCCAAUGUUGAUAACUGGUGUUAGUGAUUUUUCCAUCAGCCAUAGCACUGAACUUAAAAUGAGGCUGAUGCUGGGAUCGACGUCGCUUAGUGUUGAGACAUCGAUGAUAUGUUUGGAUCUGUACACAAAAUCAUAUUUUGAGCAGUUAAUGGUCGCACGCAUGUGCAAAAUUAUGUGUAACCUUGUAACUAUGUCCCAAAAUGUCACAAAAUUAGGCUUGAAAGAUGUGUGAAACUUGAAGGCAAAAAAUCAUCAAACGUUGAUGUGAGAUCUAUUACCCGGUAUGUCACAGACUUAGUGCAGUUGGGGUUUAAGGCAUUGUUAUUCUCUCAAAGUGGUUAUGGGUUUAUAGGCAUACGGACAAUAUGAAAUACAUUACCUCAUCAGAACUCCAAUGAACUCAAGUGAAUCUAAUGAUUGAUUAAUGAUGACAAAGUGCAUAUAUCAAAGGGAAAUCCAAGUCUAUCAGUAUCAACUACUUUAAGUAGAGCCUCUUCUUUUUAGAGGGUAAUAAGAUCAUGUUCAAGCUAUAUAACACUGAAUAUACUGACUAUGACUCGGUGUCAUCUCAAUUUUCUUGAUAUCCGGCCCAAAAAAUAUUUGAAUGUCAUUCUCUUUCUCUUAUCUCUUGCAUUUAUUCAAGCAAAAAUAUAUUCAGGGGGGGGGGGGGCUACCCCUAAAGGCCAACAAAGACCAUCAUCAAAACUACCUGAUAUUGCUUUGUGUAAGAUAGGAUCAAAAUCAAAUGUAUUGCAUGUGUCUAUAUCUAGUUCUUUAUUAUGUAAAUAUAUGUACAGUGACUAGUUUUAUGGUCAUUUUUCAAGAUUGUGUGUAUGCCAUGAACUCUAUCUUAGAAACAGUGCAAACAGUAGUUCCUUUAUAUCCUUAUUUUAGUUGUCGUUUGAUUAUUUAUGUUGCACAUAAUUGCUUUGUAUAUUGUCACCAUCACACACAUGUUGUAAUAUGAUGAUCAUAUUUUUAUCAUUUGAUAAUUCUGAUUAGUCUUAAUCAGGAUUUUGUUGAGAUCUUUUAUGAAAAUCUUUAUGGAGCUGUUAUGAAAAAUGUUUAUUCUCUGUGAAGUCUUGAAAAACCAUUAACAGUAUUAUUGGUUGGAUGAUGAUUUUGUUAUUUUUAAUGUGUCAACUUUUCAUGAUGAAUUAAGUGGAUGUAAUUCUCGAGUUAAGAAAUCCUACUACAGUGGCACUCAAUAUAAAUAUGUAUUUGUAUGAAGUCCUACUAUUGUUUUGAACUGAAUAUAUCACUCCGUAAAUGAUAAAGAAUUGAACGACUACCAUUUUUAGUUAGCUUUUGUGUGUUUUCUUAUAUCUUCCACCCGUAUUUUUUUAUUUUUUUAAUAAGCAUUCCUUGCAAUAGGUGUUUACUGUGUAAAGCUAUGUGUGCUCAAAUAAGGGGAGGUUUGAAAACCAAAUAUUACUUGUCAAUCUAAUGAAUUGUAGCUGGAUUUGACGUUGGUGUAAUAAAAGACAUUAGUGUUAAGGAUAUGUUUGCAUACAGCCUCCACUUUGAUGAUAAUUUGGCUGUUGUUAAAGAUGCAGUAUAUUUAAGUCAUACUUGGAGAAGCAAAUUGAGUUUUCUUUCACCACAUUUUGUACUUAAAUCUACACAAUACCUCUCACUAAACUUGUACUUAAAUCACACAUUCUUUUCUUCCAACAUUUCACCAUACAUUUUUCCCUUGAACCUUGUUCUUUGUAAAAUGGCAUCGCACCGAUUCAGAUUAAUAUUGUAUUUAUGUUUCUUUAAUACUUUACAAUUGAGUAGACUUCAUCCUGUAAUAUUGCCUUCACUUGCUUUUCUGUUUUUUCUACUUGAAUCCCCACUUGCUGACUGUUUUCACAGUAAGAGUUGCUUUCUCAUGUUUUUUUGUUAAGUUUGUACACUGUUUCAUGUCAGUAAUCUUAUUGACAAUCUAGUAGUCUUAAAAAUGAAAUAUUUAUACAUCUUUUUCACCUGGAUAUCAUUGGAGCAAAUGAUUUUGACCAAAACAAUGGCAAUGUAUAAUGCUUGUUUGAAAUAAUGCUGUAAUGUAUUUGAGACAUUCUUGGAUCUAUUAUGUAGCAUUUGUGUAAGGGCAACUGUACUUAAGAUUAUCUCAGUUAAUGUACACAUGUGUCAUGUGAAAUUUAAACAAUAAGCUUUAUUAAGGUAGACAGUUAUUGGGGUUUACUCAAAGGUCAACAUUAACUGCCAAAUUUGGUUACACAAAUACUUUUCUCAAAGGUCAACAUUUACUGCCAAAUUUGGUUGCACAAAUAUUUUUCCAAGACAUAAUGCUCAGAAAUCAUUCUGCCUUUUUUCAUAACUUUAUCACUCACCAAUAAAUAUAUAUAUAUCACUGAAGAGCUGCCAAGUCUCCCAUGUUAUGGGGUAAAUUAUUUGAAUUUUGAAAUGAUUUUACAAAGAGAAAUGCAAUUUAAUUCUACCUGAUUCACAAGUUGAAUACCUCAUUAGGAUGCUUUGUAAUUAAUAAAAUCU